Messenger RNA from Haliaeetus leucocephalus (bald eagle), 651 nucleotides. It is a transcript of the gene COPZ2, whose product is annotated as coatomer protein complex, subunit zeta 2. Gene Ontology annotation, biological process: intra-Golgi vesicle-mediated transport; intracellular protein transport; retrograde vesicle-mediated transport, Golgi to endoplasmic reticulum. The record is from RefSeq and is a predicted model, not a curated record. The coding region runs from base 1 to 651 and encodes 216 amino acids. Lineage: Eukaryota; Metazoa; Chordata; Aves; Accipitriformes; Accipitridae. The transcript has 8 exons. Gene Ontology annotation, cellular component: COPI vesicle coat.
AUGCAGCAGGUGGCUCUGCAGCCACUCGACAAAACAUGCCGGGAUCUCCCAUUACGAGCUGCAGGAACAGAGGCAGAAAGCCCCUCUCCCCCCGCCAAGGAGCCCUCCCUGUACACCGUGAAGGCCCUGCUCAUCCUGGACAGCCUCGGGCAGCGUCUCCUGGCCAAGUACUACGAUGGCACCUUCCCCACGGCCAAGGAGCAGGCGGCCUUCGAGAGGAACAUCUUCAGCAAGACCCACCAGACGGGUGGGGAGAUCGCCUGUCUGGAAGGACUCACCGUCGUCUACAGGAGCAGCGUCGACCUCUUCUUCUACGUGGUGGGGGGCUGCCAGGAGAACGUGCUGAUGCUGUCGGCCGUGCUCGCCUGCCUCCUCGACGCCCUCAGCCACCUCCUGCGGAAGGAGGUGGAGAAGCGCUGGCUGCUGGAUAACAUGGAGGGGACAUUCCUGGUGGUGGAUGAGAUCGUGGACAGGGGGGUGAUCCUGGAGAGCGAUCCUCAGCAAGUGAUCCAGCGGCUGAGCCUGCGGGUUGAUGACAACUUUCUGUGCGAGCAGAGCGUGUCCCAAGUUAAAAGUGCUUCGUUAGCCUCACUAAUGAGGGGGUGGGUUGACCAGCUUUACCCAGCAGGAAGGAGAUGGGGUGCACCCUAG